Molecule: messenger RNA, 3351 nt
Organism: Clunio marinus
Lineage: Eukaryota; Metazoa; Arthropoda; Insecta; Diptera; Chironomidae
Source: the annotation of a GenBank genome assembly
AUGGGAGUUACUGGACUAUGGAAACUGAUUGAAGCAUCAGGAAAGCCUGUAGCAUUAGAAACACUGGAGAAUAAAGUCUUAGCAAUCGAUAUAAGUAUUUGGCUACAUCAGGUUGUGAAAGGAUAUCAAGAUAACAAAGGAGGAAAUUUGCCAAAUGCUCAUCUUUUGGGAUUGUUUAAUCGCAUAUGUAAGCUCCUUUAUUUUCGAAUAAAACCAGUCUUUGUUUUUGAUGGUGGGUGCCCUGAGCUUAAGCGCCAGACAAUUGCUAAACGAGCUUAUCAGAAAACAAAGAUUCAAACAGAGGCUGAACGUCUUGAACAACUCUUACUUGAAUCUCUGGCAAAGGAAAAGAUUGUUAAACAAGCUCUCGGAGAUACUGAAAGUUUGUCACCAACAAAGUUGUUAAAAAAUAAACCAGCAACAAAGACGGAAGAACGAGAUGAAAUGUUUAAGCUGCCACCUUUGAAAGAAGAAAACAUCGAAAUAAAGAAUAAAAAUGAAGAUGAAGAUGAAGAUCUUUGUCCAAAACGAUCAUAUGAUGUGAAUAUAAAUAAAAUCGAUGUUACAAGUUCUCAUUUCAAAAGUCUUCCUGCUGACAUACGACAUGAAAUACUCAGCGAUAUUAAAGACACGCGUAAACAAACUUCAUGGGGAAAACUUCGAGAACUACCUGUUGAAUCAAAUGAUUUUAGUACUUACCAAAUGUCGCGAUUACUUCGCCGACGACAGGUUCAAGUAAGUUUGGAAGAAGCUGAAAAGGAAAUGGGGGGAAAAACGUGGUCACUGAGUGAACUUGAGUCGCUACUGACCGAAGAUGGUGUGUUAGUGAUUGAUAAAAAAGGACAGAAAAUUGCCAGUAACGAAAACACGAGAUUUCUUCUCGUUCGCGAUAUCGCUAAAGCUAUGAAUGAAGCCAAGAAAGAAGAAAAACCAUCGACUUCAAAAGAUCCUCAACCUUCAACUUCAAAGCAAUUCAUCGAGUCGAAUGAGAUUUUAAGUGAAGAAGACAUCGAUUUACAACUUGCAAUUCAAUUAUCACUUGCUGAUGGUGACGAGGUUGAAGAAGAACCAAAAGAAGUGAAAGUUGAUGAAAAACUGAAUCUUAAUCCAGAACAGCGCCAAAAGUUUUCCAGCACAAUUCAAAGCCAUGGACUGAUCCGUGGAUUUAUGAUGGAAUAUGCUGAAAUGAACGGUGAUGAAGUUCAAGAUUUAAUGAAAGCUACACAAGUCCAUAAAAAAUGCGAUGAUGAAUUGAAUGAUUCUUUUCGUGUAAAAUUUCCCAAUACUGAUGAUUAUGUUCUUUAUGGAACACCUAAAAAGAUCAAUCAAAGUCAAGAUAAUGAAAAAGAAAUUAAAAGCAAAAAAUCCAUUCAUUUUGUGUCUGAUAGUGAAAGUGAUGAUGAAUUUGAAGAGAUUACCAAAAGUAAAUCUGAUGCUCCAGUUACAGAUAACAUCGUGAUUACUGUCAAGCCCAAUGUAGAUAAUCACGACGAUGAUUUAUUUGCUGAUGUUUUUAAGAAGUCGCCAAUAAAUGAAGAAGUUCCUGAUGUUGAAGUUGCAUCGAUUUCUUCCGAUGAUGACACGUUACCUUAUGAAAUUUCUCAAAAGGAUUUUGAUGAAAUUGAAUCUAAUAAAGAUGUUGAAUCCGGAUUUGUUUCAGAAGAAGUGGAAAAGAUUCAAGAAUCGAAUAUUGAAAUUGUAACAGAAGAGGAGAAAAAAAUUGACUUAACGUUAACCGAAGAUUCUGAAGAAAUUUUUAAACCUCAACAAUCUGAACAAAAUUUGAAUGGAAAUCUUGGCGAGCAAGAGUUAAAAACGCCAGAGAAAUCGAAUCGUGAAUAUUCACCGACACCAUCAAAAGUUGCAACUCCUUUUUUUGUCAAUCGAAAAACGCCAAGCACCAAGAAGAAAAAUCAUCAAAAUGUCAUUGAAAUUGAUGUUGAUGCCGUGAAUGUUUCCAAGAAUUUAUUUCAAGAAACAGAAAAAGUAGAAAAUGUGACUUUAAUUUUUCAGAAAGCUGCUGAUGAGUUGAAAGUGAAGAAAACUUCAGAUGAACUUGAAGAAAUGAAAAAUAAUCUCGAGGAUGAACAGAGAAACCUUAUACAGGAGAGAAAUAAGUUGGAUCGUAUGGGAACUUCGAUUACACAUACAAUGAGUCGCGAUUGUAAAGAUUUAUUAAAAUUAUUUGGCAUUCCAUAUAUUGACUCACCAAUGGAAGCUGAAGCUCAAUGUGCUUUCUUGAACAUGAUUAACCUCACUGAUGGAACAAUUUCUGACGAUUCUGAUAUUUGGCUGUUUGGUGGUCAAACAGUUUACAAAAAUUUCUUCGUCCAGAAAAAGAUUGUGAUGGAAUUUCGUUAUGAAAACAUUGAGCAAAUGUUCCAUCUUGAUAGAAAGAAAUUAAUUCAAUUAGCAAUGCUUGUUGGAAGUGAUUACACGGUUGGUUUGAAUGGUGUUGGUGCAGUAACAGCUCUUGAAAUUCUGGCAGCAUUUCCUGAAACUGCUGAAUGUGAUGGAGAAACUGAUCAAUAUCAAUCACUUGUGUCGAGUUUGAGAAAAUUUCGUGAAUGGUUUAGAAGUGGAAAGCAAUCUGGACCUGGUGGAAAAACAGUUCUUAAAAGUAAAUUAAAGAAUAUUGAAUUAUUCGAUGGAUUUCCCAAUUUAAAUGUCGCUAAAGCGUAUUUGGAACCGAUUGUCGAUACGAACACUGAAGGCUUCACAUGGGGAAUCCCAGACACCGAAUCUUUAGUUGAAUUUUCAAAAGCAAAACUUGGAUGGACACGAAUGAAGACUGAAGAACUUUUAGGACCUGUAAUGAAACGAUUAAAUGAAAAGAAACAAUCGACUAUCAAAGAUUAUUUUAAGUCACAACUCACAAAGAAAUUCUUCGACGAAAAUAAAUUGAGUAAACGAGUGCAGAAAGCUGUUGGGAAGAUGAGCGGUGUUGUUGAUGAUGUAAAAGAAGAAAAACCAAAGAAGAAUCGCAAGCGAAAAGUAACUGAAGUUGAGAAGAAAGAAACUGAUAAACUUGUUCUUAUAUCAAGUGAUGAUGAAUUAGAACCACCAACUAUUAAAAAAUCAUCUCCUGUACCAUCAACAUCAGAGGCUGGAACUUCAAAAAUCAUACCAAAAGCACAAAAGCCCAAAAAAGUGACAAGAAAAAGAAAACAAAAUGAACAAAAUCCAGUUGAAGAUGUGGAAGAAUCAUCAACUAUGAAGAAACGUCCACCAAAAAUUCCUGAAACAAAGCAAAUCAUUCCACAACGAGAAAAGGAUAAAGAAGAACAAGAAAAAGCAAAAAAGAAAGCAAUCGAAAUAUUUAAAAGUACUAAAAAAUCUUCUAGAAAGUGA